GUGAAUCUUGAUGUAGUUGUUAAAAGCUCCGCGGUUAGAUGAAAGCUGUCCGUUCAGAAUGUACGUUCUUUGGAAGGAUGUAUAUUUCGUUUCGCAAGUUCAUUGUUAAAGCAGUAUUGUUUGCCUUCUAUCAGCGGCAAUGGCUUGAGAACGUAGCUCUCUAUGUUUCCGCACUAAUUACCUCCACGGCUCAACCCUUUGAAAGCUCUGUGACUUCAUAAACUCCAUUCAAGUUCGCGCACCGACUGUCAACGCUGGAAACAAUUGGCCCUUCCAUUAUCUGAGGUGACCCACUUGCUGUAAUCCCUAAUCUUGCUGGGAACACGGUUCGUCAACCGGAGUAGACCCGUGCGCGCGCACCCAUUCACGUACCGGCGGGGCGAGGGGGCACAAGAUUUGGACUUCGGAGAUAUUCGGGCUUAUUCGCUCGCGACCGUCGCGUCGGACGGUAGUGCGGCUGCCUCAUGCCCCGCCACCACGGCCGACCACGACGCGAUCCCGCUGGUGGUCCGCAGUGGCCACCACCUGCCGCCAUGUCGUAACAUCAUGGGCUACAACAACCAAGGGCACGGGUACAACAAGUUGUUUACACAGGGCUCAGCAGACUCAAACUAUUCCCAGCCAUCUUCGGAGCUGUCGCUGGACGAAGACAAGGAGGCGCAGCGCCGCGAGAAGGAAACGCAGGCUAUCUCACAGCUGGAUAAGGCGAGGGCAAAACCGGUGGCGUUCGCGGUGCGCACCAAUGUCUCGUACGAUGGAACCAUCGAUGACGACUCGCCAGUGCACGGCAGCGCUAUCUCCUUCGAGGUGCGCGAUUUUCUCCACAUCAAGGAGAAGUACGAUAACAACUGGUGGAUCGGGCGGCUCGUGAAGGAGGGCAGCGACGUGGGCUUCAUCCCGUCGCCGGUGAAGCUGGAGGCGGUGCGGUCGGGGCUGGGCGCGCGGCGCUACCCGCGGCCCGCGUCCGCCGCGCACGGCCCGCACGCGCCGCCCCUCUCCAGAGGUAGCACCCCCCCCACGCCCGGUGAGGAGUCAGAUGGCGCGGGGCGGGGACGCGGCGCGGGCGCGGCGGGCGGCAAGGAGAAGCGGAAACCCUUCUUCAAAAAGGCAGAGGCUAGCACACCCUAUGACGUGGUCCCUUCAAUGCGGCCAGUGGUCCUCGUAGGACCUAGUCUUAAGGGUUACGAGGUCACCGACAUGAUGCAGAAGGCCUUGUUUGAUUUUCUUAAGAGACGCUUUGAAGGCAGGAUAAUAAUAACGCGCGUGAUGGCCGACAUAUCUCUCGCGAAGCGCUCGCUCCUCAACAACCCGUCGAAACGUGCCAUCAUGGAGCGUUCCAACUCGCGCUCGACUUGCCUCGCUGAAGUUCAGGCGGAAAUCGAAAGGAUAUUCGAGUUAGCUCGGACCCUGCAGCUGGUGGUGCUGGACUGUGACACCAUCAACCAUCCCUCGCAGCUCGCCAAGACCUCGCUCGCGCCCACUAUCGUCUAUCUGAAGAUAUCCAGCCCUAAGGUGCUACAGCGACUGAUCAAGUCUCGCGGCAAGGGCCAGAGCAAGAACCUGUCCGUGCAGAUGGUGGCGGCGGAGAAGCUGUCGCAGUGCCCGCCCGACAUGUUCGACGUGAUCCUCGAUGAGAACCAGCUCGAGGACGCCUGCGAACAUAUCGCUGAAUAUUUAGAGGCGUACUGGCGCGCCACGCACCCGCCGGUGCCGGAGGAGGCGGCUCCGGCGCGCCAGCUGCCACUCAACCAGCACCACGCGCAGCCUGGCGGCAGGUCCCGCGCGGCGCGGCCGGAGCGGCUGGAGGAGGAGUACUACCCGCACGGCGACGGGCGCUACCCGCGCGAGUACCACGAGUACGGGCGCGAGUACGGGCGCGAGCGGGCCCACGCCGCGCGCCCGCCGCCGCCGCACGACGCCUACGGACACGACUACACGCGCGACGCCUACGCGCGCGACGAGUACGGGCGGGAGAACGCGCGCGACGAGCGCGAGCGGCGCCGCGACCGCGACCCUCCCGACGACUACGGGCCGUCGCGCCGCGCGCUCAACGCCGUGUAGCCGCGCGCGCCCCCGCGCCCCCGC
This is a messenger RNA of Trichoplusia ni (cabbage looper), 2085 nucleotides long. RefSeq names its product voltage-dependent L-type calcium channel subunit beta-2-like. Gene Ontology annotation, biological process: regulation of voltage-gated calcium channel activity; neuromuscular junction development; chemical synaptic transmission. Gene Ontology annotation, cellular component: voltage-gated calcium channel complex. The coding region runs from base 547 to 2061 and encodes 504 amino acids. The transcript is spliced from 10 exons. Gene Ontology annotation, molecular function: high voltage-gated calcium channel activity; protein binding. The record is from RefSeq and is a predicted model, not a curated record. Lineage: Eukaryota; Metazoa; Arthropoda; Insecta; Lepidoptera; Noctuidae.